Molecule: messenger RNA, 762 nt
Organism: Punctularia strigosozonata HHB-11173 SS5
Lineage: Eukaryota; Fungi; Basidiomycota; Agaricomycetes; Corticiales; Punctulariaceae
Product: Pex19 protein
Exons: 3
Biological process (GO): protein import into peroxisome membrane
Cellular component (GO): peroxisome; peroxisomal membrane
Source: RefSeq, a predicted model, not a curated record
GAUGACGACGGGCUCGAUUCCGACUUUGCGCGCGCGUUCGCGAAGGAGAUGGAGUCGUUUAUGAAGGAUCUCGGUGGGCAGCAUCCUGGGGCCACCGGCGUCGCGGGUACGGGGCAGGAGGGAGGCGGGGAGUCGAGCGAUGUAGAAAAGGAGCGGCUCAUGGCUGCCUGGGAAGCGAUGCUGGUCGAGGGCAUGAACGGCAUGAGCGAGGGCGCGCCCACCGGUACCGUCCCCGCGGAAGACAACGACUUCCAGAAGACGAUCCGGGAGACGAUGGACAAGAUGAAGCAGAGCGAGGAGGCGCUGAAGGAGGCCGACAACGCGCCGCCGCCGGACUCGCUCGAGGCGCUCCUGGCGCAGCUCAAGCUCGACGGCGAGAACGGCGAGACGGAGGAGGACUUCCAGAGCAUAUUGGAGAGCAUGAUGACACAGCUGAUGAGCAAGGAUGUGCUGUACGAGCCGCUCAAGGAGCUGCACGAUAAGUUCCCAGAUUACCUCGCGGAGAACUCGGCCAAAUUAUCGACAGCGGAUAAGGACCGGUACGAGCGGCAAUACUCGUGCGUCCAACAGAUCGUCGAGGUGUUCGAAGACCCGUCCUACUCGGACGAAGACGCGCAAAAGGGGACUCGGAUCGUCACCCUCAUGAACGAGAUGCAAUCUCAUGGCUCGCCGCCGCCGGAGAUCAUGGGCCCCCUCCCGCCCGGUCUCGACGUCGGCCCCGACGGCUUGCCAAAGCUGCCAGAUGGGUGCACGAUAGCGUGA